AUGAUUGCUUCUAUCGUUGGUAAUGAAGAGGGAGAGGAUGGUGAAGAGGGAGAGGAUGGUGAAGAGGGAGAGGAUGGUGAAGAGGGAGAGGAUGGUGAAGAGGGAGAGGAUGGUGAAGAGGGAGAGGAUGGUGAAGAGGGAGAGGAUGGUGAAGAGGGAGAGGAUGGUGAAGAGGGAGAGGAUGGUGAAGAGGGAGAGGAUGGUGAGGAGGGAGAGGAUGGUGAAGAGGGAGAGGAUGGUGAAGAGGGGGAGGGUGGUGAAGAGGGAGAGGAUGGUGAAGAGGGAGAGGAUGGUGAAGAGGAAGAGGAUGUAUACGGUGAAGAGGACGAUGGUUGGUUGUCCCCCGCCUCCGUCCUAGACAUGCUCGUGUCCUAA
This is a messenger RNA of Morchella sextelata, 375 nucleotides long. RefSeq lists its product as uncharacterized. Lineage: Eukaryota; Fungi; Ascomycota; Pezizomycetes; Pezizales; Morchellaceae. Bases 1 to 375 code for a protein of 124 amino acids. The record is from RefSeq and is a predicted model, not a curated record. The transcript has a single exon.